AUGUCAGACACGGAAUUUGGGAUAACCACGGCCCAGCACCGUAUGAACAACCCACACCUAAAAGUCGUCAGCGAACGCCCCACCCCCACACUAAACGCCAAGGGUGAAGCCCCGUUCCAAAGGGUACAAGGAGGAGUCUUCCCGGUGCACCACAUAGCCAGAUACAGGAUCUGGGAGGGAAUCGACAAGGCCCAGCGGAAGCAAGUAGAAUCCUGGGACCCAGCGAAAACCAUCAUCAUCGUCCUAGCCUUAGGUGGUCAACACCUGUUCAACACACGGCACAACGAGAUUGGGAUAGACGUCAAGCUCUCCCUCUCGGGCAUCUCUGACAGGAUCCACUACGUUGCCCCGGUCUUCGAAGGCAAUGGCAAAGGAGGAAAAUACGCACCCCCCAUAGUCGCAUUCCUCAGGUGCGAGGACCCAGCCACCCGUGACGCCAUCCUCGCGGAACCGUUCAUCGCAGUGAAUAACUGCACAGCGUACUGGCCAACAACCCUACUGGAGGAGAAACGCAGCUGGACGCUGGCGCACUUCGAAAUGUCGUCGACGACAGAAAUCAAGGAAAUGGAGGCGGAACUUCGGGGUGCAAUCCGGGAAAGGAUGCAUACAAACAACGAGAUAGUACUACACCUCGACCGCAUGACCCAACCGCUGACCGGAUCACUGGAAGAACGGAUCGACUCAAUCGCUCUCAGCAUCGAUGCCGUCUACAAAGACGACGGUGAAUGCUCUACCAUGGCUGUAUACAUGGACCCCAGCUUUGGGUCGGAAACCGAGCAACUCAAACUACGCGAGCUACUGAGACAAGACGAGUACAUAGCGGGCGCUAUCCGAUACAAACCGACUGUCGACAUGUUCGAUGGCUCAAUCAAAAACUGCGUUAUCUGCAAGCUUGACGACCAUCCAUCGCGCAUGUGCCCGUUUACAGCGGCUAAAUGGUGGGGCCCACCAGACCAACUCUCGCGUCUCCCCACGGAUCACCCGCUUGCCUCGAAAGCAGCGAAACGCAACGACCGCAACAACCACAGAGGCAGCGGUAGUUCACACCGCGGAGGAGGCCCCCGAACCCGAGGUGGAGGAAACUCUCAGGACCGUGGUCGUGGCCGCGGCAGGCGAACAUAG
Molecule: messenger RNA, 1122 nt
Organism: Mycena citricolor
Lineage: Eukaryota; Fungi; Basidiomycota; Agaricomycetes; Agaricales; Mycenaceae
Source: the annotation of a GenBank genome assembly